ACUGAGCUGAUGCUGGGACAGCUUUGCUGAGAGUUUCUUCACCAUCCUGUUCCUUUUGGCUUGCAGAAAAGGAGGUGAACGAGCUGAUGGAGGAGCUCUUUGAGACAUUCCAGGGGGAGAUGGGCUUCUCCAGCAUGAAGGAUGAAAGGCCAGAGGAUGGAGAGGCUGUCACAGAGUCCCGGCCAAAUUUCAACACCCCCCAGGCCCUCAGGUUCGAGGAGCCGCUGGCCAACCUGCUGAACCGGCAGCACCAGACGGUGAAGGAGCAGCUGGAGCAGCUGCGGCUCAGGAAAUCCUCCCUGAGGAACCCCCAGGAGGCCGAGAGAGCCCGAGCGCAGCCACAGAGAGCCAUGCAGGGCCUGCAGGGCCUGCAGAGCCUGCAGCUGGACGGGGCGCAGCGGGGCCGCCUGCAGCAGCAAAUGCAGCAGCACGUGCAGCUCCUGACCCAGAUCCAUCUCCUGGCCAGCUCCAACCCCGCCCUGAGCUCCGAGGCCGGCAGCACCCGGCUCUUCCUGAGCGAGCUGUGCAGCUUCGCCUGCAGCUCCCGCCUGCAGCAGGCUGUGCCGCAGCCCCGCCUGCAGAGCAUGUUCCAGCCCUGCAACCUGCAGGGGGCGCUGCAGCUGCUGCAGGACUUCCACGCCCAGGUGCCCCCGGACUGGAGCCCCCGGAAGGCGGCCAAGAGUGGUAAGGCCAAUGAAUUCUCCUGCCUGCCAAAGCAGGUGGCCUGGAUCCUGGCCACCAGGAAAGUGUUCAUGUACCCCGAGCUGCUGCCAGUGUGUGCCCUGAGAGCCAGCCCCCCCCGGGACAAGAUCCUCUUCACCAAGGCUGAGGACAAUUUGUUGGCUCUAGGGCUGAAGCAUUUCGAGGGCACGGAUUUCCCCAAGCCUCUGAUCAGUAAAUACCUGCUGCCCACCAAAACUGCUCACCAGCUGACAGUGAGGAUCAAGAACCUGACCAUGAACAGAGCCCCUGACAACAUCAUCAGGUGUCCCCAGGCUGUCCCUGUGUCCCCCCAGCACUACAAGAGGACCAAGCAGCUGCCGGUGCUGCUGAAGGUCUGUGAGGAGCUGCAGCCCCGCGAGUGCCGAGCCCCCGUGGACAGCGAGGAGCAUCGCCUGCCCUUCUGGCUGAAGGCGAGCCUGCCCUCCAUCCAGGACAAGCUGAAGCAGCUGGCAGAAGAUGCCAAGGAGGCCCCAGCUUGCCCUGCAGGUGGAGGCUGUGCCCCUCUGGGGACAGAGAAGGGCCCUGCAGGAGGGGAAGGUGACGACAAAUACCCUCUGCUGAUGCCCAAGGGGCUCGUGCUCACCCUGAAACCUUUGGGCAACCGCUUCUCCAGGAGGCCCUGGAGGAGGCAGAGGUCUGCAGCUCUGAAACCUGUCCUGCUCCGGCCCAGCCCCUGCCUGCAGCCCAGCUCCAGCCCCCUGGGCCUGCAGAAGAGCCAGAAGUUGGCUCAGGCUGAGGCUGCCCCCGGCCGCCUCCGGGGCCGCGUCCCCCGGCCCAUCCAACCGGCGCCGCCUCCCCUGCGAGUCCCGGCCCUGCUGGGAGCUGGGGAUGCCUUGCAAUUCCAGAAGGUUCUUCCUGCUGGCCAGCCAAACUCCAGACAAGCCUUCCCAGCUGCUGUGUCCCCAGCUCUGGUGGCCUCCGAGGUGACUCUGCAGGCCAAGCCGGCGCUGCCGGCCUCGGGCGGGGCGAGGGCGCGCAAGGCGUGCGUGAGGAAGAGCUACCAGAGGAAAAAAGGGACCAGAGCUGCCCCAGUGCUCAAAACCUCCCCGGUGAUCAAAGCCUCCCCUCUGCUGCAGCCCUCCCCCGUCAUCCUGACCGUGCCUGCCACCACGGUGAAGGUGCUGAACAUCGGCAAUGGCUGCAACGUGAUCCAGCCCCUGAGCACGCAGGGCGCCCAGGCCAUCCCUGUCACCACCCUGCUGGUGAACCCUUCCCCCUUCCCAUGUCCCCUCAGUCAGCCUCUGGUCACCUCCUCCAUCCCGUCCCUGCUGGUGUCCCCCAGCCCUGUGGGUCUGCCUGCUCCUGCUGGGGGUGAAGGGGAGGAGAAGCUGACCCUGCUCCCCGCUCCUGCUGCUUUCCCUGCCGUGGAGCCCAAGGUGGAGCCCCCGGAGCUCUUCGUGCCCUGCUCCUUGUCCCCAAAGGAGGAGCGUGGCACAAACCCCACCCUUGGGGACACCAAGGACAAGGGGAAUGAGGGUGACAGCUGGGCAGUGGCAGAGGGAGAUGGGAACACAGCAGAGCCUUUGCCCGUGGUGGAGCUUUUGCCUCGCUUGGAUCCCAAGGAAAUCAAGGCUGAAGAUGGAAGUGAUGCUCCCAAAGAGGCCAAGCUGGCCCUGAAAAGGGAACUUUUACCUGCUGAAAGGAAGGAGGAGUUCAUGCUGGGCCUCGGCCAGGAGCUGAACAUGGAGGCUGCUUGUUCCCCUGGGGAUGAGGCCAAGAAGGAGCAGGUGGCCUGUGAGGAGAAGGGAGAGGAGGAAGGCCAGGCUGUGGCUGUGCCCUCCCCGCCCCAGGGGGAGCCUGGGGGGGCUGCAGGACCCCCAGGCACCAGUGACUCUCCAAGGGACCCCCCUGAGAGGGAGGCAGAGUUCAGCAGCCCCCCGGGGAGGCCGGAGGACUCGGGCAGCACGGACGGGCAGUCGGUGGGGACACCGGCCGGCCCCGAGGCUGCAGGGGACAGGGAGGGGCAGGAGGAGGAGGAGGAGGAUGAGUUUGAUGAUUUGACACAAGAUGAGGAUGAGGAGAUGUCAUCAGCUUCGGAAGAGUCCGUUCUGUCAGUGCCAGAGCUGCAGGAGACCAUGGAGAAACUGACCUGGCUUGCAACAGAGAGACGUCUGAGCCAAGAGGGAGAUUCAGAGGAGGAGAAUUCCCAGGAGGAGAACUCAGAGCCCGAGGAGGAGGAGGAGGAGGAAGGGGAAGGAGCUGAGAGCCUGCAGAAGGACGAUGAAACCUCUGGGGAUGCAGCAGAGGAGCCCAAAUCGGCUUCCAGCACGGCCAAGGCAGCUGCACCACAGGUGGAGGCUCACAGGAGGCCCCCAGGAGAGACCCUGAAAGCCCCUGGGAAGAGCAGGAGCUGCCACAGGACCAGGAGCAAGAGGGGCAGAGCUCGUGGCAGCAAGGACAGCUCCAAGCUGCUGCUGCUCUACGACGAGGACAUCCUGGAGAGGGACCCCCUGAGGGAGCAGAAGGACCUGGCCUUUGCCCAGGCCUACCUGAGCAGGGUCCGUGAGACCCUGCAGCACAUCCCAGGGAAAUACGAGGAUUUCCUGCGCGUCAUCUACGAGUUCGAGAUCAGCACGGACAGACGGACGGCCGUGGACCUGUACUGCACCCUGCAGGAGCUGCUGCACGACUGGCCACAGCUGCUGACAGACUUUGCUGCCUUUCUGCUGCCAGAGCAGGCUCUGGAGUGCGGGCUGUUUGAGGAGCAGCAAGCCUUUGAGAAAAGCAGGAAGUUCCUCAGGCAGCUGGAGAUCUGCUUUGCUGAAAACCCUGCCCACCACCAGAAGAUCAUCAAGGUGCUGCAGAGCUGUGCAGAGUGUGUGCCCCAGGAGAUCGCAGAGCUGAAGACCCAGAUGUGGCAGCUGCUGAAGGGCCAUGACCACCUGCAGGACGAGUUCUCGGUGUUCUUCGAUCACCUGCGGCCCUGCGCCAGCCGCAUGGGAGACUUCGAGGAGAUCAACUGGACCGAGGAGAAGGAAUACGAGUUUGAUGGCUUUGAGGAGGUGUCGCUGCCAGAUGUGGAAGAGGAGGAUGAACCACCCAAAAUUCAUGGGGGCAGCAGGAACAAGAAGAGGAAGGAGAUGGGAGGCCAACACCACGAGAAGCCCCCGUGUCCCCUGUCUGUCUGUCUGUCUGUCUGUCUGUGUGUCUGCCUGUCUGUCUGUCUGUGUGUCUGUGUCUGUGUGUCUGUCUGUCCUUGUGUCUGUCUGUCUGUCUGUGUGUCUGUGUGUCUGCCUGUCUGUCUGUCUGUCUGUCUGUCUGUGUGUCUGUCUGUCUGUCUGUCUGUGUGUCUGUGUCUGUGUGUGUCUGUGUGUGUGUGUGUCUGUCUGUGUGUCUGUCUGUCUGUCUGUGUGUCUCUGUGUGUGUCUGUCUCUGUGUGUGUCUGUGUGUGUGUCUGUGUGUGUGUGUCUGUGUGUCUCUCUGUCUGUCUGCCUGUCCGUGUGUCUGCCUGUCCGUGUGUCUGCCUGUCUGUGUGUCUGUCCGUGUGUCUGUCUGUCCAUGCACAGGAGGUGGAGUGGGUGGAGGGGCUGAAGGAUUGCUCCUGCCCCUGCUCCUGCCACGAGGGGAGCAGCGACCCGAGGCUGAAGAAGAGCAAGAGGAGGAGCUGCAGCCACUGCGGCAGCAAGGUGUGUGACCCUCCCCGGCUCUACCGGCACAGGGAGCCCCAGGAGCUGCCCGGCCCCCUCACCCCCAGGGAGGGGAAGGAGCCCGGGGCGCCCCCCGAGCCUGGGCAGGCCCAGGAGGUGCCCGAGAGCCGGGAGGGGCCCGAGGACGGCCCGGGCAGGGCCAGGCCCGGCAGCAGGAGGGGGGAGUGCCUGUCCCCAGCAGGAUCUCAGCUGGAAGCAAGGCUGGCCUCCAGCACACCUGGGGACAAGGCAGCCCCUGCUGCCCCUGCUGCCCCUGCUGCUGCUGCUGCCCCUGCUGCUGCCCCUGCUGCUGCUGCUGCCCGUGUUCCAGAAGGUUCCAGUGCAGGUGUGGGCGCUGCCAGGGACGGGGACUCUGCAGCCCCGGGUCCCAGGUGGGCUCUGGAGCUGCCUCAGGGGAGCAGAGGCUGCCCCUGCCCCGAGGGGCUGCAGCAGCCUGGGGGGGACCUGCUGCCCUCAGCAGCCCCAGGAGCUGCUCCCUGCCCGCCCGGGGGGCUCCCCCAGCCGGGGGGCUCUGCCCCAGAGCUGCGGGGAGCAGCUGCAGCAGGGCAGGGCUGCAGGGGGGACACUGGAGGUGCUCCCCAGGCCAGGCCAGGCUCCGGUGCAGGCAGCAGCAGCUCCCUGGGGCAGCAGCAGCCCGAGGCCAGAGCGGGGCCCCGGGAGGAGGAGCAGCAGCAGCAGAGGGUGACAGAGGCCACCGUGUGUGCCAAGAACAGCAAAGUCAGCUCCACUGGGGAGAAGGUCGUGCUCUGGACCAGGGAGGCUGACAGAGUGAUCCUCACCACCUGCCAGGAGAAGGGAGCCCACCUGGACACCUUCCACGCCAUCUCCCAGAAACUGGGCAACAAGACAGCCAGUGAGGUGUCCCACAGGUUCAGGGAGCUGAUGAGGCUGUUCCACACCUCCUGUGACGGCAGCUCUGAGGAUGAGGAGGAUGCCACCAGCACCAGUAACACCGACCAGCUGUCAGACAAAGACCUGCUGCUCUCUGAGGAAGAACCUGAUGACUGAGAGGAUCAAUCACUGCCUCACCACAAGAGAGUUUUGGUUUUAUUCUCAGUUUGCUGCUAGACAGGUGCUGUGGAAAAAUGUUUGCACAGGUACUUGAGACAGCACCUUAAAUUUUUAUUGUUUUGUUGUUCCAUUUCCAGCCUGUUCCAAACCAAAGGCAGGAAGGAAAAGGGGAAAAUUCUUUAGGACUCCCCUGGGGAGUUUCAGCAGUGGAAUACGAGAACUUGUGGACACUGAGCUGGCCUUGGGGUGAAGCCUCUGACCAGGACUGUAAAUAUUGUACCCUGAGAUGUCAGUUUUCAUCUGGAACAAACACGAGACCUUUUCUAAGUUC
Serinus canaria (Common canary) is the source of this 5712-nucleotide messenger RNA. RefSeq names its product gon-4 like (gene GON4L). Gene Ontology annotation, biological process: regulation of DNA-templated transcription. The coding region runs from base 87 to 5378 and encodes 1763 amino acids. Gene Ontology annotation, molecular function: transcription coregulator activity. NCBI's taxonomy places the organism in Eukaryota, Metazoa, Chordata, Aves, Passeriformes, Fringillidae. The record is from RefSeq and is a predicted model, not a curated record. The transcript is spliced from 20 exons. Gene Ontology annotation, cellular component: nucleus.